This is a messenger RNA of Didymodactylos carnosus, 625 nucleotides long. The record is from the annotation of a GenBank genome assembly. NCBI's taxonomy places the organism in Eukaryota, Metazoa, Rotifera, Eurotatoria, Philodinida, Philodinidae.
UAAAACCCAACUCUCAUGCCAUUAGAAAGAGGAUCAUGAAAAACCUAUAAAAAGAUGGUUCAUGAAAUUUUAGUUCACUCAUAAAGCUAAAGUCCGCUUGCUCUAGCAAAAAAUGCCCACUGUGCAUUAUGAUUGUAUUGUAUAAUGAAAGUUGAGCAUUACGAAAAGAGCACGUUUUCAUAAAGAAAAGAUCAAUCAAAAAAUAUAUAUAAAUGAAAAGAUUUAUUUGUCUUGGUUUGAUCAAGGUAAUCAUUUAUUAUCAAUUUAAAGAUAGAACUCUAAAUAUGCUAUAGCAUAUUCAUCGAUUCGUAGUUGUUUAUUACAUUUUUACUUUGAAAGAAAUAAAACACAAACAGAAUGUCUCGGAGCAUUUUAACAAAUCUCGAGACACGCAAGAAAUAAGAGAAAAAGAAUAUAUAUACUUGUGAUUGAUUUAUCUUGUAGAUUUUUACAAUUAGUCUACAUUGCGAUGUUACAGUCACCUGGAACAUCGUCCUUAUCAUCAAAUCAAGAACAACAGCAUCAAACGGCUGCUGAGGGUGCUGGUACUAGUGCUGGUGGCGGUGGUGGUAGUGCUGUUGAGGCAGCAACGACGCCAUCGACAGUAGCAAAUCGGAUCAGUUGA